Messenger RNA from Nothobranchius furzeri (turquoise killifish), 1477 nucleotides. It is a transcript of the gene dohh, whose product is annotated as deoxyhypusine hydroxylase/monooxygenase. Lineage: Eukaryota; Metazoa; Chordata; Actinopteri; Cyprinodontiformes; Nothobranchiidae. Gene Ontology annotation, biological process: peptidyl-hypusine biosynthetic process. Gene Ontology annotation, molecular function: deoxyhypusine monooxygenase activity. The record is from RefSeq and is a predicted model, not a curated record.
GUUUUUCGCUGUGAGACUCUCCGGCCACGGUGGGGUCUGUAUACAACUGUCCUUCUUCAACUUGUCAGCAGAUCUCUGUGAUUGUUUCUUGGUCGCUUGUGAUAAACGUUUAAUUAUAGACGGUAAACGUGAUAGUUUUCCACCGGAUACCGGCGCCUCUGCUGGCUGACGGUGUGCUCUCCCCAUUAGCCGUGAGUGGGCACAAACGUGCUGCUGGGUGAUAAGUUACAGUGGCUUUUCUGACAGAGCUACGGAAUAAGUAAUUAUUUGAUUGUCAGAAUGGUCUUCACCUGUUUCCCCAGUAGGUGUUUAAACUGGUGAUCAACAGCGGAGUAACGGCUGUAUGUUUCUGGGCUGCAGCAUGGCUACCGUGGAGCAGGUAGCGGCGGUAGGACGAGUCCUGGUGGACCCAGCACGGAACCUGACCCAGCGCUUCAGAGCCUUGUUCACCCUGAGGAAUCUGGGAGGUGCUGAGGCGAUCGAGUGGAUCAGCAAGGCCUUCACUGAUGAUUCAGCCUUACUGAAGCACGAGCUGGCCUACUGCCUGGGACAGAUGCAGGACAAAAGAGCCGUUCCCAUUUUAACCCAUGUUCUCAAAGACACAAAUCAGGAGCCAAUGGUCAGGCAUGAAGCAGGGGAAGCUCUGGGAGCGAUUGGUGAUUUAGCGGUUCUGGAUCUACUAAAAGAGUACUGUCAGGAUCCCCGUAUAGAGGUUGCAGAGACGUGUCAGCUAGCGGUUCGGCGGCUGGAAUGGCUGCAGAACGGUGGAGAGGGGGAGCUGGAGGAUGGCUGUACGGAUCAGAACCCCUACUGCUCUGUUGAUCCAGCCCCUCCAGCACCCAGGAGUAGUGUACCAGAGCUGCGCUCCACUCUUUUGGAUGAAGGUGUGCCGCUGUUUGAGCGCUACCGUGCCAUGUUUGCCUUGCGGAACCUGGGCACAGAGGAGGCUGUGCUGGCGCUGGGAGAUGGCCUGCAGGGCUCCAGCGCUCUGUUCCGUCAUGAGAUUGGAUAUGUUCUGGGUCAGAUGCAGCACCCGGCAGCAGUACCGGCCCUGCGCGCAGCUUUGGAGCGUUCUGGUGAGAACCCCAUGGUCCGGCACGAGGCGGCAGAAGCCCUGGGCUCCAUUGGGAAAGAGGAGUGUCUGACUGUGUUACAGUGUCACCGUGGAGAUAAAGAGCGUGUUGUGAAGGAAAGUUGUGAGGUGGCCCUGGACAUGUUGGAGUAUGAAAACAGCGACCAGUUCCAGUAUGCUGAUGGAUUACUCCGACUGUAGGAUGAACUCUAACUCUGCCUUUUAACCAGAACUGCAACGCAGCCUAGCAACACACAAACGGAGCCUUCAGGAGCCUAUUGGACCAUCAACUACGUCCAUUGUUACCCUCUAUGGAUAUAUCUGUCAUUUGCAACAGCUUUAGAAUGACUUAACUCUUGUAAAAAACUGGUGGCAUUCAUGAGUAAAGUCUAUUUAUUCUAACAA